AUAGCUUUAAAGAAAGCAGAAUAAAGCCAACUGGCACACUAGAAUUAUAACAAAUGCAAGAAAGAAUGCACUAAUAUUUAAUUAUCAUGAGUUUAUUUUGACUAUCAAGAAGUUUUCACAAUAUAAAAAAUAUUUUGAUUUCAUUUGAUAUUCAUUCAUUAGUUUGUGUUAGUUUUGUCCUAUACCAGAACAUAUUCCACUUCCCUGACAAUUUUCUUUCUUUGAACAUUUGUUGUACUACUGUGUAAAGUGAAUUGGUUGUUUUAAGGGUGCUAUAAAUAAAGUUCAGAUUUGCCAGUUCAAUAGGGAUGGCUGGAAAAGGUUUAUAAUAAACCACAGAACACAAUUGAGAUAUUGAAGCAAACAGGAGAGAUUGCACUGCCACUGACAAACCAGUUCUUGGCAUUGUUUCAAUAGUCACAUAACUGGUUUUGUAUACAAACCCAUGGUACUUUAAACAUGCACACAUGUACAAUGUCAUAUUGUCUGUGUUUUGAAUGUUGUUACCUCUUAUGGCAAAAAUACAUUUUUGCACUGCUGGAGGAUGUAAAUGGAAAGUCACAGGGUGGCUGUCUUUUAAAAUGAGAGGGAGCCAUCUGGGACAUUUGAGAACCACUUGACACUGCUGAGUGGAACAUGCUAAAACUACUUUAAUAACUAAACAGCAUUUACAAUACUGAACGAUGCUUGAUGUAUCUUACUUUAGUUACAAAUCACUGACUAAUAACAUUUGGAGUUAGUCAGAUGAGCCCUACCUGUCCAUUCAAAUCUCUGAGAUUCAUUAAAUUAAUCUCAAACUUAAAACCCUUAGUAUUAUGGUUCAUAUUUUUUAUAAAUAAAAUUGUAAAAAAUAUGAAGUUGCUUUACAUAACACUGCUGUAUUAUUGCUAUAUCAGAUAACUACUCAGAAUGACUCUACACACUAAAAUUAGCAUGUUUCCUUAUCUUUAUCAUAUAAAUCAGGUACAAAAACUGUGAGUUCAAGGAAAUAUGCAUUUGGUAAACUAAACUCUCACGGACGUAGAGGGUUAAAUGAGCAAAGACAUGGGAAAAUGCAUGUGUGGUUUCCAUCACAUACACCCUUAAGCUCCAAUUCCCCACCCCAUUCUCUACAAAACGUCACAUCAAGUUUUUUUCUUUUUGCUCUGAUACCUUGACUCUUCCCCACCCUUACUUUCCUCCCUUAGUUUAAAUAGCUGCUCAGAAUGAACAGGUGUCACAUCUUUACCUGGGAUCCUGUUAAGAACAUCAGAAGUACCAGCAGUCCACCUGUAAAUUACAGCUGAGAGUAAAACUACACUGGAUCCUCAUUUCAAGAAAGUGCACAUCUUUUUGCUUCCUAACACAAUUUCACCCUCACUGAACCGAAGACAAGAAUAUCUUCAGGUAUGGACAACAGACUGAUCCUCGUCAUCCUGUUAGUGAUACUGUCCUGGAUAUCUGUGGGAACCUAUGCUCAAAGUCAAUACAUUGCAAUGGAAGUGUCAAAUGGCGUGACAAGUGCACCAGAUGAGACCAUGGCAACAAGCAUGACAAGUGCACCAGAUGAGAGCAUGGCAGCAAGCAUGACAAGUGCACCAGAUGAGACAGUGGAAACAAGCAUGACAAGUGCACCAGAUGAGAGCAUGGCAGCAAGCAUGACAAGUGCACCAGAUGAGACAGUGGAAACAAGCAUGACAAGUGCACCAGAUGAGACAGUGGAAACAAGCAUGACAAGUGCACCAGAUGAGACAGUGGAAACAAGCAUGACAAGUGCACCAGAUGAGAGCAUGGCAACAAACACGACAAGUGCACCAGAUGAGACAGUGGAAACAAGCAUGACAAGUGCACCAGAUGAGACAGUGGAAACAAGCAUGACAAGUGCACCAGAUGAGAGCAUGGCAACAAACACGACAAGUGCACCAGAUGAGAGCAUGGCAACAAGCAUGACAAGUGCACCAGAUGAGAGCAUGGCAACAAACAUGACAAGUGCACCAGAUGAGAGCAUGGCAACAAGCAUGACAAGUGCACCAGAUGAGAGCAUGGCAACAAACAUGACAAGUGCACCAGAUGAGACCAUGGCAACAAACACGACAAGUGCACCGGAUGAGACCAUGGCAACAAACAUGACAAGUGCACCAGAUGAGACCAUGGCAACAAACAUGACAAGUGCACCAGAUGAGACCAUGGCAACAAACAUGACAAGUGCACCAGAUGAGACCAUGGCAACAAGCAUGACAAGUGCACCAGAUGAGACCAUGGAAACAAGCAUGACAAGUGCACCAGAUGAGAGCAUGGCAACAAACAUGACAAGUGCACCAGAUGAGAGCAUGGCAACAAACACGACAAGUGCACCAGAUGAGAGCAUGGCAACAAACACGACAAGUGCACCAGAUAAGACCAUGGCAACAAACAUGACAAGUGCACCAGAUGAGAGCAUGGCAACAAACACGACAAGUGCACCAAGUGCGCCAAUGGAAACAAACAUGACAGCAGCACCAACGACCGCAGCCCUAGUGACACCCUACAUCAUCCCAGUGGGAUAUCUUCAGACACCUCUUUCUAGGGCAGAAUGUGGGACCCAACAGCUCUGUGUGUCCGCGCCUGCUGUCUGUGACCCCUCCAGUGAUACAACAUGUUACUUUAUUGGUGUCAAGCGGCAGAGCGGUCAAAACUUUGAGUUUGCACUCUCAGGACAAUCCGCAGGCUACACCGCUAACUCCCUGUCACCUGAUGGCACACUGGGAGGAAAUGACUCAGCCUACGUCUGUGCAAACGACGGCGGUGUUGUUAGAUUCUUUACAACUGUCCUCAGUAAGAUCCAGCUGAUUGAGACAAAGCUAAACGUGAGUUCAGUAAUGGGCAGGGUCGAUGGAACCAGAAUCCAGUGUACAUUUGUUGCCACAUUACCACCAACAGCUACUAAAUCAGCAACAGUUUACGCACUUGCAUUCUUGACUGGAUCUUUCAACAGACAUUAUGGAAAUCUAGGAACCCCUGUUGUCCAAUUAUUGAGCCCUCUUCUAGAUCUGGGAAAUCCUUAUGUGACCAAUCAGACCGCUACCUCUGGCAUGACCAGUGUCCACGCCACUACAUUGCAGCAAUCACUGACGCAAGUUGUGGUGUUAUCUCAUCAGUGGAGGGAACAUCAGUAUUCACAUUCCAGUGUGCAGGCAUGGAAGGUCGCUACGUCAUUGUGACCAUUCCAGGAGACUGGAAGGUUCUGACGCUAUGUGAAGUGGAUGUGUAUGCUUCUCUGGCAGGUAUGGUCCUUGAAUAUUAUGUCCAAUAGAUAGAACUAGCUAUCAAAUACUGUGUUAUGUCUGAUGUGGUUCUAUACAUUGUUGGCUUCUGAAACUGACUGUUAUAUAUGCACAUGUAAUUGUUGUUGCUACAAUAUCCAAAGUCAGGCACAGCUGAUGAUCCAUUCAUCCAUCCAUCCAUCCAUCCAUCGUCAACCACUUAUCCUGUGUACGUGAAAUAAUAUUAUCAUUUCUUCAUAAAUCAACAGUAACCAGCAAUAUUCAUUCUCUCCAGUACCAGUAGUUGUCAUUCUUCUCUUUCUACUGCUCCCCCUCCUCCCACUGUGAACAUGCUACUGAGUGGCAGGAAUGUGACAGCGGUGGGAGAGUCAUCCAUGCAUUGAUGCAUUCAUUUUCAAGGCCAUCACAUGUGGGUUUCUCUCACUGUAAUCUCAUGUAACCAUCAGUCUGAUGGAGGGCAGAUGACUCGAUAUCUCUUGACCUCUGAGAGUUAGCUGAGACCAAGAUUGUCACCUUUUCUCAGCUAAGAGCCUGUUCUUUCUUAUUGUUUAUUUUCUAAUUGUUUGUGUGGUUUUUGUUAACAGUAUUCCCAUAUUUGAGAUGAACUAAGAAAUCUUGGCAAUGCAGUAAACCACUGAUUAAAUUAAAAAAAACAUUAUUAAUUCAUACAUUAUAAUCUCAACAUAAGUAGUGACUAUACAAAUGUGUGAACUGGCAUUCCUACAUACUAUAAAAUCAAAUUGUAUGUAUGAUGUGUUUUACCACUGAGUAAGAUGUACAGUCCAUGUAGCUGUAAAGUUCCUUGCCUUAAUGUUGUAAUAUUUUAUCACGUCAUCUGGUUUUGAAAUGUGAGAAAGAUCAUGGAGAUGUGAAAUGCAGAACUGAACUAUUAAUAGCAAUGUUCACUACAAGAAACUUAGUUUUUGAAUCAAACAACAGAAAAUGUGAUACUGGUGCAUAUUUUUCUGCAAUUGUCUGAUUGACCUUGAGGUAGGAAAGAACUUAUCAGUUUCCAUGUUGUGUUAGUGUUUCAUAAUAUGCUAAAAUAAAUAAACCUUUGUAGACAGUGCAAAUAAAGCAAAAUUAUUGAAUUGUUGAAUUGAGUAGAAUUCAUGUUAAUAAUCAAACAGGAAAAA
Messenger RNA from Micropterus salmoides (largemouth bass), 4378 nucleotides. RefSeq names its product flocculation protein FLO11-like. NCBI's taxonomy places the organism in Eukaryota, Metazoa, Chordata, Actinopteri, Centrarchiformes, Centrarchidae. The record is from RefSeq and is a predicted model, not a curated record. The transcript has 7 exons. The coding region runs from base 1389 to 3179 and encodes 596 amino acids. Gene Ontology annotation, biological process: regulation of glutamate receptor signaling pathway.